GAACACAUCAAGCCACACAUACGUAUACGAGCUAUAAACCCUUGUCUUGUCCCCGGUGUCUGGAUUAAUCGACUUUCUGCCGCUUCAGAUCGAAGCUCUUUCUGAGAAUUCUCAGAGUCGUAUGCUCUCGGUCGUCUGAUUUCACGACCAUUUGCGAUCUCUAUAAACCCUAAAUUGUCCACCGGAAUCUGGAAGGAUGGGGGACUAUGGCGAUGCGAUGAUGCGCAACCAAAACGCCGCCGUUCAGGCUCGUACCAAGGCUCAGAACCGCGCUAAUGUCUUGCAACUCAAAUUGGAAAUCUGGAAAUCAGGAUGUUACGGUUGGAAAUUAAAUGGUCGUAACUUUGACAUAACAGCAAUUAAGGUCCAGUAUGGUGUCUGUGGCUGUGUGAUUAUGUUGACAAGAAUUGAAAUGAGCAUUAUUGGUCAGAGUCAUCCAACUGGUUUAACAGCCAACCUGCUGAAGUUAUUCGAGCCUCGUCCACCUUUGGAAUACAAACCACCUCCUGAAAAGAGGAAAUGCCCACCAUAUACAGGUAUGGCACUGUUUGUUAGUAAAUUUGCUGAGCCUGGUGAUCCACAAUAUGCUGCUCCUGUGCAGAAAAGUGAAACCCCAGCAGAGCGACGAGCUAGGAUUCACCAGAUGCGUCUGGAGGAGGGAGCCAAAAAGGCCGCAGAGGAUCUUGAGAAAUAUGAUCCAAAUAACGAUCCAAAUAUAUCUGGAGACCCAUACAAAACAUUGUUUGUCUCAAGGCUUAAUUAUGAGACCACUGAAAGCAGAGUCAAAAGGGAGUUUGAGGCAUAUGGUCCUAUUAAGCGGGUUCGUUUGGUCACCAAUAAAGAGUCAAAUAAGCCAAGAGGCUAUGCUUUUAUCGAAUACGUUCAUACAAGGGAUAUGAAAGCUGCUUAUAAACAAGCAGAUGGUAAGAAGAUCGAUAAUAGGAGGGUGCUUGUGGAUGUUGAACGUGGUAGAACUGUUCCAAAUUGGCGACCCCGCAGGCUUGGUGGUGGUCUUGGAACAUCUCGGGUUGGCAAUGAAGAAGUUAACCAGAAGCAGUUAGGGAGAGAGCAAGUUCAGUCUGGUGGAAUAUCUAGGUCAGAGGAACCAAGGGUUGAACGAGAGAGGGACAGGGAAAAAUCCCGCGAACGGGGAAAAGAAAGAGAGAGAGAACGUGAAAGGUCUCACGACAGGCCUCGUGACCGUGACCACCGAGACGACAGGCACCACAGAGACCGCGAUCGGACCCGAGACCGAGACCGCGGCCGUGACCGUGACCGUGACCGUGAUCGAGACCACGAGAGGGACCGCGGCCGUGACCGUGAUCGUGGCCGAGAUCGAGAUCGAGGCCACCAUCGGGAGAGAGAAAGAGAGAGAGAUGGGAGAGAUUAUGAAACCGAAGCCCACGACAAUAAUUACGAUCGUGGCCGCUCUCGAGACCGUUCUCGUGAUAGGGACUAUGAAUAUGAUGAAGAUCGUGGUGACUCGAAGCGUGCAAGGAUUGAGAGGGAAGGAGGGGAGUAUGGUGAAAAGGCGGAGCAUGGGCAGUAUGAGUCGUAUUAUGGAAGAGGGCAGUAUGAUGAUGAUUAUGAGCGUUAUGAUGAGGAUGGUGGGUAUGGUUUUGAGCGGGCUGAUGGGUCUGGUUUGCAGGAGAGGGAGCGUGGGCAGAGGUCGGUUUCUCGUGAGUAUUGAUUGGGUGAUGUCUGUUGGUGUUUUCGCUGUUUUGGGACAGUGAAUGGAUUGGAUUGGAUUGUUUGGUUUUUAUGUUUGGUUUUGUUAUGUUGGUUGAAUUUGGGUUAAGGAAUUUGGAUGUUUGUAUGUGGAUUAUGUGAUUUGGUAGUUGUUUUUAGUUCUGCUUCUGGUUUUAGCUGGGAUCUUGUGUACCAGCUCUUUACUUUAAAAAUGAGAUGUUGGAUAUUGUUUUUUUUGGAUCUUCUGGUCGGAUUAAGUGGGUCUUUAUUUGGAUUUCGGAUGGACUUGCUUAAACCCUGAUAUUGUAUGUGGAUUAUGUGCUUGUUAAUUGUUUUUAGUUCUGCUUCUGGU
This is a messenger RNA of Striga asiatica, 2041 nucleotides long. The record is from the annotation of a GenBank genome assembly. NCBI's taxonomy places the organism in Eukaryota, Viridiplantae, Streptophyta, Magnoliopsida, Lamiales, Orobanchaceae.